AUGCAAGUUUAUGAAACUUUUGACCAUGAAUUGUUUUCUGCACUAGCCACCACUCCUGAAAACUCAUCGGGUUCGUCAGUCAAUUUCCCAGUGUUAUCCAAUGAUUCUGGUCAUGUUACUAUCCAAACAGGAAUCAUGAAACUACUCAUGAUGGCUUAUGCAGAAGCCGUUGAAAUGGAACAAGAAGAGCUUGCUAAAGUGAUUGCGAAAUGUAUAAGUCAAAAGGCGAACCUGAAUGGGUCGCCACUUGAACGCAUAGCCCUCAACUUGUUCCCACCCGAAGAAAAUCAAGAAAAAACAUACCUUUUCCAAGAGUCUUUAACAAACUUUAAUACGGCAUUUAAAGCCUUCUAUGACAUCUUUCCUUACGGACGCUUCGCUCAUUUGACCGCGGGUUCAGCCAUCAUUGAAGCGGUCCCGGCCCAUGUGAACUUGGUUCACAUAGUUGACUUUGACAUAUGUGAAGGAAUUCAAUGGCCUCCCUUCAUAGAAGCCAUAGCAAGAAUCAAGAAAUCUCUGAUCAUCACAAGCAUCAAACUUGAUCAAGAUUCACAGUUUGAUCAAACAAGGUGGCAGCUUUGUAACUUUGCAACAAGUUUAGGUCUAAAUUUGAAGGUACAAGAGAUGGGUAUGGCACAAAUGGUAAAAAAGAUGGAUACAAGAAAAUUAGGGAGUGAAUUUAUGGUGUUUAAUUGUAUGAUUGGCCUUCUACAUAAUAUGGGAAGAAGAAGAAAGACAACUCAAGUUAUGGACUUUCUAAAAAUAGCAAGAGGGCUUUUAGCAAAACACCAAGGGAUCAUAACCUUUGGAGGGGGUUUAGAAGUUGAUAGAACGAUAAAUUAUUCGGAUUUUUCUUUAUUUUUUAGCAAGAAUUUGGCGCACUAUGAAGCUUUAUUCGAAUCCAUGGAAUGGGGGUUUCCUAGUUAUCUCAAUGAAGCAAGAAUAGCUAUGGAGACCCUUUUUCUUGCACCUUUUGUAUCAUCAAAAUCUUGGUUCGAAAAGUGGGAUGAACGACGACAAGAAAAAGUAGUUUUUGACGUGAAUUUCGAAAAGGGUUUUGGGUUAAAAGGCGAAAGAAUGAGCAUGGAAAGCUGCAAUGAAGCUAUGGAAAUGGUGAAGGAAGGAGAAACUCCAUACAGGAUUAGAAUUGAAGGAGAGAAUGGGAAUGAAAUGGUGUUGGCAUGGAAAGAAACUUCAUUGGUUAGAGUUUGUGUUUGGAAGGUAAUGACAGAGAUCUGUAAAAAGAAACUAAACCAGUACGUGAUUUCGGUUUAG
This is a messenger RNA of Helianthus annuus (common sunflower), 1275 nucleotides long. Its product is annotated as protein NODULATION SIGNALING PATHWAY 2. Gene Ontology annotation, cellular component: nucleus. The coding region runs from base 1 to 1275 and encodes 424 amino acids. Gene Ontology annotation, molecular function: sequence-specific DNA binding; DNA-binding transcription factor activity. The transcript has a single exon. NCBI's taxonomy places the organism in Eukaryota, Viridiplantae, Streptophyta, Magnoliopsida, Asterales, Asteraceae. The record is from RefSeq and is a predicted model, not a curated record. Gene Ontology annotation, biological process: regulation of DNA-templated transcription.